Cottoperca gobio is the source of this 1885-nucleotide messenger RNA. RefSeq names its product PR domain containing 12a (gene prdm12a). The coding region runs from base 139 to 1281 and encodes 380 amino acids. Gene Ontology annotation, biological process: neurogenesis; regulation of gene expression. Gene Ontology annotation, cellular component: nucleus. Gene Ontology annotation, molecular function: histone methyltransferase binding. The record is from RefSeq and is a predicted model, not a curated record. Lineage: Eukaryota; Metazoa; Chordata; Actinopteri; Perciformes; Bovichtidae. The transcript has 5 exons.
UUGGAGCAGAAGGACGCACUGAGGAGCAGCUCUGGGUGUCCAUCUCUUCUUCUACACUUUUCUGCUUCUUUUUUUUAUCGCUCAACUUGCAGCUGCACCGCUGUUAUCAUUUCAGGGUUUUCUUUUUUUAUUUGCAACAUGGGCUCCGUGUUACCCGCCGACGCUUUGGCUCUCAAGUCUGGAUUUAAGUGUCCGAGCCGCUCGCUGUCAGACGUGAUCACCUCGGACAUCCUGCACAGCUUCUUGUACGGCAGGUGGAGGAACGUGCUGGGCGAACACCUGGCGGAGGAGCGGCACAGCGGCAGCAGCGGCAGCAGCGGCAGCCCCAAGACCGCCUUCACCGCCGAGGUGCUGGCUCAGUCCUUCGUCGGAGAGGUGCAGAAGCUGUCCAGCCUGGUGCUGCCCAGUGAAGUGAUCAUCGCUCAGAGCUCAAUCCCUGGAGAAGGUCUGGGCAUCUUCUCAAAGACCUGGAUCAAAGCAGGAACCGAGAUGGGCCCGUUCACAGGGAGAGUCCUGUCCCCGGAGCACGUGGACCUGCUCAAGAAUAACAACCUCAUGUGGGAGGUGUUCAAUGAAGACGGCACGGUGCGCUACUUCAUCGAUGCCAGCCAGGAGGACCAACGCAGCUGGAUGACUUACAUAAAGUGCGCCCGGAAUGAGCAGGAGCAAAACCUGGAGGUGGUGCAGAUCGGCAGCAGCAUCUUCUACAAGGCGGUUGAGACCAUCCCACCAGACCAGGAGCUUCUUGUAUGGUAUGGAAACACCCACAACACGUUUCUCGGAAUCCCUGGAGUUCCGGGAAUAGACGAAGAACACCUGAAGAAAAGCAAGAGUGAUGACUCCCACUCCUGUGAGGGCCCUCCCUCCUGCUCCCCUCCCGCCUGCGCCACCACCACAGCCGGUCGGAUGCGCUGCGUCAUCUGCCACCGCGGCUUCAACUCCCGCAGCAACUUGCGCUCCCACAUGCGCAUACACACUCUGGACAAGCCCUUCGUCUGCCGCUUCUGCAACCGCCGCUUCAGCCAGUCGUCCACGCUCCGAAACCACGUGCGCCUGCACACCGGCGAGCGGCCCUACAAGUGUCACGUGUGUCAGAGCGCCUACUCUCAGCUGGCGGGCCUGAGGGCGCACCAGAAGAGCGCGCGGCACAAACCGGUGGCGCACGCCGCGGAGAUUUCAUCCAAAGUGUCCCCUCAUCCCCCACAGAUGUCGGCCACGCCCCACCACCAGCACCACCAGAUGCCCCCCAUGGUGCACCACAUCCCCACCAUGGUGCUAUGAUGACAGAAACAGGGAGAGACAGUCACGCAGAACAACGUUGCACUUUAGAUUAUAGGAGAAGUAAAGGGGAUCCUGCUGAGACAGUCCUUCACUAAGGAACUAAAUGAGUUGAUGUGAUAGAAAAGCAUCUCACAAAGACAUUUGACUAUGUUGCCUUAUUUGUAUUGCUUGUUUCAUUGGCUAUCACGUGAUCAAAAUUCCAGCAGAAAGAUGUUUUAAUGAUUGUCUGUAUUUUGGAAAGCUGAACAACAACUCUGAAGAUUUUACAAAUAAGUUGUUAUUCUCGGUGUUAUCUUUAAACCAAGCGUCAUAUAUAUCACUACAAAUGUGAGAUAUUUUCUACAUUUUUACACUGUUUAUUUCGCAUCACAUCUUCACCAGCUCAGGUGAAAACAACAGUCAGAGAUUUGUACAGUAAGAAGAAACUAAGUGUACAUUGUUUCAGCUGCAUCCAUCCACACUGUAAACUGAAAUUGUCACUUUAACCUUGCACAGACUGUAUACUAUACUGUUGUGUAAUUGUAAAAUUGUAUUGUAUACUACAUGUGAAUGUAAAUACAUUUGUGCUUUCUUCUAUUCUAAAUAAAUAUGAUAUGAUAUUACA